UAUCUGCUCUUAUCUCUCAGCGAAAUAUAGCAUCAGUCAGGUAUCGUUCAUCGACACAGGGAAACGUUAGGUUUCCUUAAAAAAAAAAAAAAAAAAAAUACAGCUCUUUGCCUAGUUUUGAAAAGAGUUGAACUGACAGCAGGGUGUGCUGCGAGUGUUCACGGACUGAUCAUUCAGCGCCAUGGAGAGAAGCUUCGUCAGCACACCCGCCCACCGCUACCACCCGUCUUUACUGGUACUGUCUUCUUUCUACCCGGCAGUGCAGCCAUUGCAUGGAGAGACCUAUCUACAAGCAAAACGACGAGAGAUUAAACUCGUUGAAUUUUACGGCAUGCUGGCAUACGUAAAGUCGUGUGUAGACACGGGCCCUCCAAAAACCCACGUGAGCGUGAAGGUUAAAUUGAAGAAACUGAUGGAAGAAGGCCUGAAGCUGGCAGAGCUGGAGUUUAACAACAGACUGAUGCUGAAGAGAAUCAUCAACGCCAUGAACGCCCCCGCCACGACUGACAAUCAUCUCAAUAUCCAAAACAGGCCGUUCAGCUUGAAUUUCGGGGCCCGCAUGAUGGAGGCCGACCGCAUCAACGCUGAAAACUUCAGAACCUUAACGCGAAUCCUUCAGGUCAAACCUUGCUAUGAUCGAAUCAAGCAGGAACAGAGCUAUCGGCAUUUAACAAAGGACAGAAAAUCCAGUAAAGACGUAAUCAAACUAUGGAAGAAGUUGGCGCAUGAGCGGAAAAAGGAAAUCAUGGAAGGAGGGCCAGCUGCCAGUCGUUAUGGCCACGAAGACCCUGAUGUUUUGCGCGCGCGCAGUGCCGGCUGCAUCAGAAUUGCUUCCCGGAGUACUUCACGUACGACUCCUUCUACAGACCUGUGCCUUCCUUCUGCCGCCUGGACCCCGACGCCAAGAAGAUCGACCACAGUCGGUGUCUGAGGGACGACCGAGAAAUGUUUCAACCCUUUCCUUCUAUCAGACGCAGCCCAAAGCAGCUCACCUCUCCGCCACAAUAUGAAUUCGCGAGCACCCGCACUACACAACUGCGAGCCAAGGAGGUCAAAAAGCGAGCCAGACAGUGGAAAACAUUCGGACUCAAACCUCAAAAACCAAAGGCACGCUCUGAGGAAGCUGAACCAGUUCAGAAUGUGGCAUUCAAUGCUGACAGUUUCAAGCAAAAAAAGGACCCAAGUAUUAAAGACAACUCCUCAGGAAAAUCUAAGAACAGGAGCGCCAGCGCCACCGGCCCUUAUCCACCGCCAGCUGUAACCCAUACCUGCGACCCUUUAGUCAUCGAACAUUCCAACAUCUCAUCUCCUAAGGUCCCCCCGGGUCCCGGCUCUCCCAACGUCUUGGAUGCCAAGAAAACCUCCCCGGUGCUCCCCUCUGCAGCCAGACCUCGCGCACAGCCGGACAAGAGCCCUCAGGCCGUCAUUGGAACAGUGGAAGUGAAGGGAUGUGUGGCAGACCGCCGCUCUGCGGACAAAAAUUCCUCGUUCCUGGCGCGGAUGUGUCGGGAUACUUCGAGUUCCGAAGGCGAAUUAGAUGAGACUAUCAUUGCUAGUGAAGAUAUCCCCAGUCGACCAGCAUCCCGCGAAUGUCACAGCACCAGCAGCGAGGGGACGGAUUCGGAAGAGAGAGCCUUGCCCCUUCCCAAGGCGGCGGAGAAGGGUAGGAAGAAGGUGGUUGUCAUCUCCGACGAGGACGCUUUCAAAGCGUCAAAACCCCAGGGCCUGUCUUCCUCCAGUGCUCACUAUUCCACAAGCUGGACGACGGACGAGGAGUCAGCAGGCCCCAAGACUGCCCGAAAAGAGAAAGACGGGUCAAGAGGAGUGUGAAGACUACCAAAAGAGAACAACAUCCGGUGGUCGUCAGAAGGGAAAAGAAGUCUCCAUCGGCACGUCCUCUAGGGCGGAAAGGUCACAUGCCGACAACACCAGCGAUGACGGCGAGGAUCUGCCUCUGUCGUCAUGGGUUUCCUCGCCGGAGUUGUCGUCCUCGACAUCACCGGUCAGUGGCCGCAUGGCGCCGCAGCACAGCGACAAGGAGUACGUGGAGGACUUCACGUCUUCGUCACAACGCUCGUCACAGCGUAGCGGCAUGGAGUCAGAGGGUGAAGCCAGCUCCAAACACCUGUCGCGGCAGGAAUAGGACAGCUUUCAAAUCUCAUCCCAUCCAACAACAGGCAACAAUUUCAGAAAUAAAAAAAAACAAACAAACUCAGAUUAAACAAGUGCGAAGGAAUGUAUUGAACCACUCUGAAGAUCUUCACAUUGUACCAUGCACAGAACUGGACCAGUCUUCAACUUUGUUUAUCUGCGUUAAAGUACAGCACGACAACACCACUUCACUACAUAUUUCUUUCUAACAUGAACUAGUGUGUUAUUCGAAUUUCUAGACAGUUAAUGUUAUUCACAAUUGGCAACUACUUGCAAGGUGGUUGGUGGGGGACUAGAAAGAGCUACGUGUAGCAGGGGGAGAAGUGGGCGAACGGUACCAGUCUUAGCAACGAGGUAUGGGUGUUUGUGAAAUACACUUUGAACAGAGAGAAAGGAGAGGCAUAAAAUAGAGGCAUAAAGAAAAAAAUGGCAAAAUAAAAUGUGACAAUAACAACAAUUAAUAACACCGCAUGCAGGGUAGAAAUACUGGAAGCUUUGUAUUUUAACUAAACUCUACUCGUUAUACUGGCUUUAAUAUGAUAUGAAAUAUGGGAUGGUAUGAUGGGACGCGGUAUCUAGCUCAUUUCAACCAUGCAGAUGACAAAAACUCGCGGGUUUUACCUCUAAAGAUAUAGUGUAUGCAGGCUUCUUCGCAUAUUUUUCUCCUCUCGACUCUUCGCAGUUGUGUCUGUGUGCUUGGUCGCACUUCGCUCACAGUCUGGUCAGGUGUUCAUUCCUUACUGCCUCUGUAAGUCUUCGCUGAUUGAUGCGCACCUCUCAGUGUUGGAAAACAUGUCAUUUUAAUUUUUACGAAAACUUGAAUAUAUAAAAAAGUAUGUUUUUGUCGACUUUACAAGAAAUAUGUUUACUAGGAGUUUUAUUCUUUUAAAAAAAACCACAUACAUCGCAAUAAAGUUAAUCAUUUAGAUCGCAUUUUUGUGACUUUCUCAAUUUCUCUGCCAGUUAUACCGUCGAUUUAGAUAUAGUCUAUUUCAAACUUCCUGAAGGCAAGAAAAUAAAGAGUGAAAAAAAAA
Molecule: messenger RNA, 3185 nt
Organism: Pomacea canaliculata
Lineage: Eukaryota; Metazoa; Mollusca; Gastropoda; Architaenioglossa; Ampullariidae
Exons: 8
Coding region: 946-1830 (294 amino acids)
Source: RefSeq, a predicted model, not a curated record